UUGGUGCUAGAGAACAGGACGGAGGGUAGGUAGCGCUAGGGUCUAGUCGAAAGGUUAUUUGUUUGUUUAUUUACACAUUUUCAUUUAUUUGUUUGUUCCACACAGAAGACCCGUCCCAGCUGCGUCUUUGUUUAGUCACCUAAAUACAAAAAAUAGCCAUGUCGGUGAAUAUGGACGAGCUCCGGCACCAAGUGAUGAUAAACCAGUUCGUUUUGACUGCUGGCUGUGCGGCGGACCAAGCGAAACAGCUACUGCAAGCGGCGCACUGGCAGUUCGAGACGGCAUUAAGCACUUUCUUCCAGGAAGCCAAUGUUCCCAGUCACCACCAUCAAAUGAUGUGUACCCCACGCAACACCCCGGCCACCCCUCCCAACUUCCCGGAUGCCAUCACCAUGUUCUCCAAGCUGCGUGCAUCAGAGAGCAUGCACAGCAACAACAGCCCAGUCCCAGGCUCUAUGGCCUGCUCCCCACCGGGAAACUUUAGCCCCUUCUGGGCCUCCUCGUCCCCCAGCCACCAGCCGGCCUGGCUGCCCCCCUCCUCCCCCACCGGCCACCACCUCCACCUGCAACACCACCUCCACCAGCCCAUGUGGCCCCCAGUCUCCCAGCCUGGCAGUGCACAGCAGAAAAGUGUGACUGCCAUCCACGGCCAGAGAUGAGACUCACAAACUCCAAGAGCAGACUGGCCUGCUGUGGGGACGGAGGGAUGGGCAGAGGGUGCAAUAACCUCCUUUUUUUUUUUUUUUUUAAUAAUAAUUUGUGUGUGUGUGUGUGUGUGUGCAUAUUCAUGUGCAGUAUAAUGAUCAUCACUAAAACGGGAGAGAACCACUAAUCACAAUUGGAUACAAAUGUUAUUUCUGAGAACUACUCUAUCACGUGGACUUAAAAGCACUGGAAAAUGUGUUGGUGUAGCAGCAAGAGUGACACCCCCUUCUGGGCUGGCAUAGACACAGAUUUUUUUUUAGUUUUUUGUUUUUGUUCCCCGCUCCAACAUGAUAUCAACAAGAUACUCUUCAUUCAAAUUGAAAAGUGUAUUCACUGUUCAGGAUCACAUUAAUUACUUAGAUCAUGGAUGGUACUGCUUACUAGGUGGGAGGAAAAGUCAGCACUUUUUACCAAAUCGUCUUUGCACAACUAUUCUUAACACCAGCCUCAAGAACAAGAUUUUUAACUCUACAAACAGGACAGAUGUUAUUCACAUGAUAAUGCACUGCUUAUUUCUACAGCAAACACUGAGCAUUUCUCGGUUCUUUCGAGAUUCUUUUUUUUUUUUUUUUUAAUUGAUGCCAGUAAAAUCUCAGUUCUUCAGUUUCUUUCUUUCUUUUGUCAAACUGGUGUCUGACUCAGCUCUACACCACCAGAUAUGUUGGCUACAUCUCCAGCUGAGCUGUGCAUCGUCCUAAUAACGAAAGAUAUAUCCAGGUAACCAUCAACAACUCUUGCCACUUCCACACCAUGUGACAGCAGGGUGAAUGGAAGGUGACAAUUUUGCCUAAACCUCAGAAUACAACAAUCUUAUCCAGCGUCCUAACUUGCAGAAAACGGCACGGUUUAUUUACACCCCAAUACUGCGUUGCCUUACUGCAGGGUUCCUAAGCUCCUAUGAGCCCCCCUGUCCAUGCAGUGGGGAGGGCAAAGCUACACCGCACACCUUUCCUGAUGCUAGGUAUUCACCGUGGUUAGAAACACACCACAGCAGGCUGUGUUCUUCAGGGACUACAUUCUCACCUUCUCUUUUAUAUUGAAUCUGUAAUACACACGACUAUAUAAGAAGUUACAGAUUUUGAUUACUGGUUGCUUAGUUGGAUAAUUACCAGCUACCAACUGUUGGGCUUUAGCUGUAAUAUAUACACAUUUUGAUAUUCCUGACAAAAGCUUAUACAUUUUUCACUCUCAGUACAUCAAAGACUGCCCAUGGAUGGUCAUAUACCAAGAUUGUCUGCAAGCUAUCGUUUUAUAACCAUGACAGCUGAAUGAAAACACAGGGUUAGCGCAUCUCUCAGUAAUGUUUUACAGAGAACACUACAACAGCGUAACCUCUUGUCUGCUGCUCCGCUCUGCCUUCAGUACAAUUACAUUUAGAAAGACUGCAAAAUAAUGGCAGCAUGUGUAUGAACAUCCAUCAUAAUUUCAUAGGAACAAAUCCCAGCGACUUUCCUAAUGUUGUUAAUGAAUGCACGUGGGUUUGGAGGAACAAAUGAAUUGGAGGGAUUGGAAAGUAAAGUAUUGGGUUAUCCAUUGCAGUUUAUGUGGCUUUGCAGCCCUUUCUCUGAACUGUUGUAGUAAUAAUGCAGAACUGGGAUCUUGCAACUCGCCUGCAUGGUCAAAGAGCUAGCUAGAGGCUCAGUUCAUUCACUCACACUCCCUUUUAAACUGAAAGAGUUGUAGACAUAUGUGGAGCACCUUUAAACUAUAAGGAGCAAGGUUGAACAGACAGUCUAACAAACUCCUUCAGCAGAACUGCUUGAAUUCCAUUCUGUUUGUCAGAGUGGUUGAGGCUUGAAACGGCUGCAGAUGAUGGAUUGACUUUGGGCACAGCCUCCCCACUGGACUUCCCAACGCUACACUGCGCCAAGAUGGGAUUCUGAGGAUUUCAGGAUUUCCUCCUUUGAAUUUGCAUGCUUUAGCAGCCCCUGGCUAUUUAAAGUUCAGCGAUUUAUGGAGCACACCAUGCAAUUUGGGAUUAUUGAACUCGGCCCAUUAAAUACAGACAUCAUAGGAACCUUUUACUUUUGUACGCGUCUGUUCAGUAAACAUAAUUACUGUGUCAUAGAAACGAUGAAUUUUGGCAGUAUUUUU
Messenger RNA from Polyodon spathula (Mississippi paddlefish), 2799 nucleotides. It is a transcript of the gene ubald2, whose product is annotated as UBA-like domain containing 2. The record is from RefSeq and is a predicted model, not a curated record. The coding region runs from base 159 to 659 and encodes 166 amino acids. Lineage: Eukaryota; Metazoa; Chordata; Actinopteri; Acipenseriformes; Polyodontidae. Gene Ontology annotation, molecular function: protein binding. The transcript is spliced from 3 exons.